GUUACACUCACUGAGAGACUGUCUGUAACCGACGUUUAGACACCGACAUGUUCCAGGUCCUCGGCGGGAGGAGCGUCCAGGCGGCCCGGCUGCUCCUCGCCUCCAGCAGCAGCAGGAGAGCCGUUCUCCUGGAGUCUGUCCGCGGCAGAAAGUCCCGCACCGACCCGGUGGCCAAGUCCAAAGAGGGGAGAAUCAAAGUGCCUCCUCCGGUCGACCCAGUGGAGAUGGUCGUCAUGAAGGAGAGAUACACCGAGUACCAGAUGAUCAUGAGGGCGCUGCGUCUGGAGUUUAAGGAGGAGGUGCUUCGGAUAAAGUACGAGGAGGAGACGGGCUCCCUGGCGGAGGAGAGGGCGAGGCAGGAGGCGGAGGAGCAUCGCGCCCUCAUGGCCUUCAACGACCACGAGAACCUCCGCUUGCUCAAACUCAGGGUGUUGAGGGUCCAGAAGGAAAAGGAGGAAGCUGAACGUCAGCGGGUAGAAGCUGCUAUUCAGCGAGAACAAGAGCAGCAAGAAUUUAUCAAGGAAAAAGAGAAGGAGAUUUUGAAGCUGCAGGAGGAUGCAAAGAACUUCAUCACAUUGGAGAACUUGGAUCAGCGUAUAGAAGAAGCUCUGGACAAUCCAAAGAAUUACAACUUUGCCAUCGACAAAGAAGGGAGGGUUGUUAAACGGACAAUGCUGCAGUGAAACAUCAACACCGACCUUUUGGGAAGAUAAACGAAGACAGACGAGCAUCAUUCAGGACUGUGAUUUUCUUCAACUAAACAAAGAAAACAUUCAGCGUGAGAAGAUCAUCGUACCCGUCAAACUAAGAAAUAUCAUUAGCAGAUAACUUAUUGAAAGCUUAAUUUCCUGCCUUUUAUUUUUCAUGUUUCUGCUUUAUAUUCUUUCUUAUUUGAGUGCUCUACCGUCAUCAUAACGUGUUCUUUUCAUCAUCACUGUCUUCUCAUGAUAUAAUGUAUGUAAAGUAAAUGUUCAUUGGAGUUUCCACUA
This is a messenger RNA of Sebastes umbrosus (honeycomb rockfish), 989 nucleotides long. RefSeq names its product mitochondrial ribosomal protein S26 (gene mrps26). NCBI's taxonomy places the organism in Eukaryota, Metazoa, Chordata, Actinopteri, Perciformes, Sebastidae. Gene Ontology annotation, cellular component: mitochondrial small ribosomal subunit. The transcript is spliced from 4 exons. Bases 48 to 683 code for a protein of 211 amino acids. The record is from RefSeq and is a predicted model, not a curated record.